GCACGGGACCGGCACCGCCUGUAGCGUAGCGUGUCCACGAUUAGUUGUCUGUCUCACCAUUUCCCGUUUCCCUUCCUCGACUCCUCCUCGUCUCCACUCUUCUUCUCUUCCUCUUCCAGUGGUUUCCUCCCCAAAUCUCUUCCCUUCGCUGCCGGUCUCGUCGCCGUCCUCUGCUCCCCCUCCCUCCCUCCAUCCGUCGCGAUUCGUCGCGCCUACGGCGACGGGGAACUGCCGGCGCGGAUCAGUUUCCUUUCUUUGCCGGUUGUUGUGCGAAGCUGCAUACUUUUAUGUUCUAUUCUUGGGACCAAAUUUGUUGAGCUGAUUCCAGCUAGGAGGAACCUAGAGCAGUUUGGUGUUAAGCUUGCUGGUCCCAUCUUUCCUGACCAGCUCUAGGAUAAAUGGGAGAAGCAAGCUCGGAUGAAAUUUGCCAUUGUCAGGAUUGCCUUGGCAAGUACAGCCUACUCAGAGAUGAAGAGAACCCGCACUUGGCAAAGUUUGAGAGACGGCUUCCUUGCUUUGGUUGUGGAAUAGGAUGGUCCUCGUUUCUUUUAGGUUUCCUGUGUCCAUUGCUUUGGUACUAUGCAACGACUCUGUACUUCUGCAAUUACUAUAAGAGGGAUCCUCGAGAGCGCCCGGGUCUUGCUGCCUCUGCUAUUGCGGCGGGCUUCUUCACAACUGUGUCUGUUAUUACCAUCUCCAUCGUUCUGAUAAUCCGGGCAUCCGAGUGAUUUCUAUGGCAUGGAGAACAUAGCUGAGGACCCUUGUUGUUUAUCGGAGGACGAGGUGUUCAGGAGGCGACUUGUAAUGCUGGAGAUACAUAGCAUAGCAGAUCGUUUUAGUCCAUUUGUAAUCGUGCAUGUACAAGUUAUCCAUCGUCGGGCUUCAUCUGCCGAUUGUUGUCUACCAGUGUCGUUGUACAAUCUUAUUCAGAGGGUGGGAACAAAUGACUAUUUCAUCA
Lolium perenne is the source of this 958-nucleotide messenger RNA. RefSeq lists its product as uncharacterized. The record is from RefSeq and is a predicted model, not a curated record. NCBI's taxonomy places the organism in Eukaryota, Viridiplantae, Streptophyta, Magnoliopsida, Poales, Poaceae.